AUGAAAUUGAUUUACUUUUUUAUCACUAUUUUGGCUUUUGCACAAGCAGAAAAUCAACAUACAACACUUUGGAAUUUAUUUAAAAAUGUUCAUAACAAACAAUACAACAGUCUACAAGAUGAACAAUAUCGAUUUGGUGUAUUUAAAAAUAAUUUAGCUUUGAUUAAUCAACAUAACCUUGAAACUGACUUAGGUUUACAUUCAUAUACACUGAAAAUGAAUCAAUUUGGUGAUAUGACACAUGAAGAAUUUGCUCGAACAAUGUUAGGUGGUUUCAAGAUGCCUUCAGAUUCAUCGACAAAAUUUGUUGGACGUCCAUUUCAUCCACCAUCAAAUGUCGAUAUACCUGAUGCUAUUGAUUGGCGUCAGAAAGGUGCUGUAAUUUCUGUUAUUGAAAACCAACAGCAAUGCGGCUCAUGUUGGGCAUUUACAGCAACUUGUGCUUUAGAAGGUCAACAUUUUCUUAAAACAGGAGAGUUAGUUCGAUUAUCAGCUCAGAAUCUAAUGGAUUGUUCUGGUAAAUUUGGUAAUCAAGGUUGUAACGGUGGUCUAAUGGAUUCUUCCUUUCAAUACAUCAAAGUAAAUAAAGGAAUAGAUACAGAAGCAAGUUACCCAUAUGAAGCAAAAGAAGGUGACUGUCGUUUUAAUCGAACAAAUGUUGGAGCAACAGAUACAGGUUUUGUUGAUCUUCCACAAGGAAAUGAAACAGCUUUACAAAUAGCUAUUGCUACUGUUGGUCCAAUAUCAGUAGCAAUUGAUGCUUCACAAAGUUCAUUUCAGUUUUAUUCAUCAGGUGUCUAUGAUGAACCUAAUUGUUCAACAACAAAUAUUGAUCAUUCAUUUACUCUUGUUGGUUAUGAUACAUAUCAAGGUAAACAAUAUUAUAUUGCCAAAAAUUCUUGGGGUGAUACAUGGGGUAAUAAAGGUUAUGUUUGGAUGAGUCGUAAUAAAAACAAUCAAUGUGGUAUUGCAAGUACUGGUAGUUAUCCUCUUGUUUAA
Molecule: messenger RNA, 999 nt
Organism: Adineta steineri
Lineage: Eukaryota; Metazoa; Rotifera; Eurotatoria; Adinetida; Adinetidae
Source: the annotation of a GenBank genome assembly